Molecule: messenger RNA, 695 nt
Organism: Trichobilharzia szidati
Lineage: Eukaryota; Metazoa; Platyhelminthes; Trematoda; Strigeidida; Schistosomatidae
Source: the annotation of a GenBank genome assembly
UGAUAUAAUUAAGCGGAUUUAAUUUGGUUGACUUUGUGUACGUGAGUGGUUUUCUGGUACUUCGGGCGACUGUCAACAUGUGUAAGCCUCGUUGGUGUUAGCACAGUUGAAGUUGAACUUGUUCCUUGUUCAGUUUAUGUUAGAAAUGUUUUGACUGUAUGUGUGGAUUAAAUAAAAUGAUGAAACCAGGAGAAUGCAAGUAACGUCAAAGGGUGCCAUUUAGAUAGCACAUCAAAAUGAAUAAAUCAAAUUACAUGGCUCCGUACAAAAUUGUGUUUAUUCGUCAUGGUGAAAGUGUUUACAAUGAAGAGAAUAGAUUCUGUGGUUGGCAUGAUGCAGAUCUUUCAGUUCAAGGUGUAAAUGAAGCUAAACAAGCUGGUCAGCUUCUCCGUCAAAAUCAAUUUACUUUUGAUAUUGCCUAUACAAGUGUUCUAAAAAGAGCAAUUAAGACGUUGAACUUUGUUCUAGAUGAACUUGAUCUGAAUUGGAUUCCCGUCUCAAAGACUUGGCGUUUAAAUGAGCGGAUGUAUGGUGCUCUUCAAGGAUUGAAUAAAUCAGAAACUGCAGCUAAACACGGAGAAGAGCAGGUUAAAAUAUGGAGACGAGCAUACGACAUACCCCCUCCUCCAGUUGACAUUGAAGAUCCUCGCUUCCCAGGGAACGAAGCGAAGUAUGCAGUAAGUUUGUCCGUCUGA